Molecule: messenger RNA, 2911 nt
Organism: Phacochoerus africanus (Common warthog)
Lineage: Eukaryota; Metazoa; Chordata; Mammalia; Artiodactyla; Suidae
Gene: KAT14
Product: lysine acetyltransferase 14
Molecular function (GO): acyltransferase activity, transferring groups other than amino-acyl groups
Source: RefSeq, a predicted model, not a curated record
UUCAAGAAGAGGGGGAUGGAGACUAACAUCCACCUGGGCAGUUUGAUCAGUCGGCAUGAUGAUGAAGCCACAAGAACAUCCACAUCAGAAGGGCUGGAGGAGGGGGAGGUGGAGGGGGAGACCCUCCUGAUCGUGGAGUCGGAGGACCAGGCGUCUGUGGACUUGUCUCACGACCAGAGCGGGGAUUCCCUCAACAGUGACGAAGGGGACAUGUCGUGGAUGGAGGAGCAGCUGUCCUACUUCUGCGACAAGUGCCAAAAGUGGAUCCCAGCCAGUCAGCUGAGGGAACAGCUCAGUUACCUUAAGGGCGAAUUUUUUAGGUUUACUUGUUCUGAUUGCUCGGAAGAUGGCAAGGAGCAGUAUGAGAGGCUGAAGCUGACCUGGCAGCAAGUGGUCAUGUUGGCGAUGUACAACCUGUCUCUGGAAGGGAGUGGAAGGCAAGGCUACUUCAGGUGGAAAGAAGAUAUCUGUGCAUUUAUUGAGAAGCAUUGGACUUUUUUACUAGGGAAUAGGAAGAAGACUUCCACCUGGUGGAGCACAGUGGCGGGCUGCCUCAGCGUUGGGAGCCCCAUGUACUUCCGCUCAGGCGCGCAGGAAUUUGGGGAGCCGGGGUGGUGGAAGCUCGUGCACAACAGGCCCCCAACCUUGAAGCCCGAGGGCGAGAAGCUGGCCACCUCGGCUCUGAAGGUGAAAGCCUCAAAACCAACUUUAGAUCCCAUCAUUACUGUUGAGGGACUUAGGAAACGGGCAAGUCGGAAUCCUGUGGAAUCUGCCAUGGAAUUGAAAGAGAAAAGGUCUCGGACUCAGGAAGCAAAGGACAUCAGAAGAGCCCAGAAGGAGGCGGCUGGCUUUCUGGACCGGAGCACCUCAUCCACCCCUGUAAAAUUUGUAAGCCGAGGCCGCAGGCCAGAUAUGAUCCUGGAAAAAGGAGAAGUGAUCGACUUUUCUUCCCUGAGCUCCUCUGACCGCACCCCACUGACAAGCCCAUCUCCUUCUCCGUCUCUGGAUUUCUCUGCCCCUGGGACCCCCGCCUCCCACUCAGCCACACCCAGCCUGCUGUCAGAAGCCGAUCUGAUUCCAGAUGUGAUGCCGCCACAAGCCUUGUUUCAUGAUGAUGAUGAGCUGGAAGGCGACGGCGUCAUAGACCCUGGGAUGGAGUACGUCCCCCCUGCCUGCUCUGCCGCCUCGGGGACAGGGGUUGGGGGCAGAAAGAAGGUCAGGGCCCCUGAGCAGAUAAAGCAGGAGGUGGAAAGUGAGGAGGAGAAGCCCGACAGGAUGGACAUUGACAGUGAAGACACAGACUCCAACACAUCCCUGCAAACGAGGGCUCGAGAGAAGAGGAAGCAGGUGCUGGAGAAGGACUGUAAGCCCAAAGGGCCCAAGUUCACCCCUGUGAGCAUCUACGAGGAGAAGCUGCUCCUCAAGCGCCUGGAAGCCUGUCCUGGUGCCGUGGCCAUGACCCCAGAGGCCCGGCGGCUGAAGCGGAAGCUGAUUGUCAGGCAGGCAAAGCGGGACCGAGGGUUACCGCUCUUUGACUUGGAUCAGGUUGUUAAUGCGGCGCUUCUCUUAGUGGAUGGGAUUUAUGGGGCCAAAGAUGGAGGAGUUUCCAGGCUUCCAGCUGGACAAGCCACAUACAGGACGACCUGUCAGGACUUCAGAAUCCUUGACCGGUACCAGACUGCCUUGCCAUCCAGGAAGGGAUUUCGGCACCAGACCACUAAGUUUUUGUACCGUUUGGUGGGAUCAGAAGAUAUGGCUGUGGACCAGAGUAUUGUCAGCCCUUAUACUUCUCGAAUCCUGAAACCUUACAUCAGGCGUGAUUAUGAAACCAAGCCACCCAAACUGCAGCUGCUGUCCCAGAUUCGUUCCCACCUGCAUAGGAGUGACCCUCACUGGACACCGGAGCCUGAUGCACCUCUUGAUUACUGCUACGUCCGGCCAAAUCACAUCCCAACGAUAAAUUCCAUGUGUCAGGAGUUUUUCUGGCCUGGCGUGGACCUGUCUGAGUGCCUGCAGUACCCAGACUUCAGCGUCGUCGUCCUCUAUAAGAAAGUCAUCAUUGCUUUCGGCUUCAUGGUUCCCGACGUGAAGUACAACGAAGCUUACAUUUCAUUUCUCUUUGUCCAUCCUGAGUGGAGGAGAGCGGGCAUCGCGACUUUUAUGAUUUAUCACCUGAUUCAGACCUGCAUGGGCAAGGACGUAACCCUUCACGUCUCAGCAAGCAACCCCGCCAUGCUGCUCUACCAGAAGUUUGGAUUCAAGACUGAAGAAUAUGUUUUAGAUUUCUAUGAUAAAUAUUACCCCUUGGAGAGCACCGAGUGUAAACACGCGUUCUUUCUGAGGCUGCGACGCUGACAUGAGUGCCGCCCUUCCCAGGGGGCCGCACGUGCUGGUAGGGCAGGGUCUUCAGUAGACCUAACAGCAGCUCCUUUCACCGUGGGUUCUGUUCUCUGUGAUGGCACGUCUGUUCCAGCUCUCAGCUGAGAGGAGAGAGGCCUGGGCAGUGGAGCGAGUGGUGGGUGCCCCUUCAGUGGAGGCUGCUCUGUCCAGCGCUUUCUGGACAGGCCUUCACCCCACACCUUGGACUAUAUAGUCAAGUAAGACUGACAGGUGUGCUGACCCUCACCCGACAGCCUCUCGAGCCAGGAAUGUCUAAACUGAUGUUCUUGGGGAAAGAGGACUCAUCCAGGUUAAAGUGUGAGAAAUGUGAUCGUGGUUAAAAGAUUCCUGCCUGAGAGGAACGUCCUGUCCUGGGACAGUGAGCGGUUGUGAGAGGAGAGUGACAGUUGUUGCCAGCCUGUUCCCAGCCUGGUUGUGUCGUCCCUGAAUCCAGGAGGACUCCGGGGCGCUGAGGUUCCGUUGUCUCACUGACUUUGGUCGUGGUCAAAAUAAACUCAGUGUUUGUGUGUGA